AUGCCCGCAGAAGGAGUCUACUUCACCCCUUCUGGCAACAAGACCUUUAUCCCCCUCGAAAACAACCCCGACGUCUUCACCUCCCUCAUCCACGACCUCGGCAUCUCCCCCUCGCUAGGCUUCUUCGACGUCUACAGCCUCGACGACGCCUCCCUCCUCUCCCUCGUGCCCCGCCCCGCGCUCGCCCUCAUCUUCAUCUCCCCGGCGCCAAUGUACUACCAGGUCCGCGCCGCCGACGACACCAGGCUCGCAAAGGAGGACGGCGUCACGUACGCGGGCGCCGGGCCGGACGAGCCAGUCAUUUGGUUCCGGCAGACCAUUGGCAACGCGUGCGGGUUGUACGCGCUCAUUCACGCCGUGGGCAACGGGCCGGCGAGGGAGUUUGUGCGGGAGGGUUCGCUUCUUGAUGCGCUGCUGAACGAGGCGGAGCCGUUGACGUGGGAGAAGAGGGCGGAUGUGUUGUACCAGAGCGAGGCGCUCGAGGAGGCGCAUAUGAAGGCUGCGAGGGAGGGGGAUACGGUGGCGCCGCCUGCGGAGGAGAAGCCUGGGUAUCAUUUCAUUGCGUUUGUCAAGGGUAAGGACGGGCAUUUGUGGGAGUUGGAGGGGGGGUCGGAUGGGCCUGUUGAUCGGGGGUUAUUGGGUGACGGGGAGGAUAUGUUGAGCGAGGAGGCGCUGGAGAGGGGGGUCAAGAGGUUUAUUGGGUUUGCGGACGGGAAUUUGGAGUUUAGUAUUGUCGCUUUGGCCAAGAGGGAGGAGUGA
This is a messenger RNA of Colletotrichum orchidophilum, 759 nucleotides long. Its product is annotated as ubiquitin carboxyl-terminal hydrolase, family 1. Gene Ontology annotation, molecular function: cysteine-type deubiquitinase activity. The transcript has a single exon. Gene Ontology annotation, biological process: protein deubiquitination; ubiquitin-dependent protein catabolic process. Gene Ontology annotation, cellular component: cytoplasm. The coding region runs from base 1 to 759 and encodes 252 amino acids. Lineage: Eukaryota; Fungi; Ascomycota; Sordariomycetes; Glomerellales; Glomerellaceae. The record is from RefSeq and is a predicted model, not a curated record.